AUGUCUGGGUUCGAAAUCACAGGUGUGGUGCUUGGGUUAUUCCCGAUCGUCUGCGAUUGUGCUAAAGACUUGAGUGGUGUUGCAAAGGACGCUCAGUCUUGGUGGCAGUUCCAGAAAUCGUUUGACGACUUCAUCAGGAGACUUAACACAGAUCGUAUAUAUUUCGAUCAAGUCAUUCUGGCUCUAUUGGAUCUGCUGCAAGGGCUUUCAAAUUAA
Molecule: messenger RNA, 216 nt
Organism: Fusarium venenatum
Lineage: Eukaryota; Fungi; Ascomycota; Sordariomycetes; Hypocreales; Nectriaceae
Source: RefSeq, a predicted model, not a curated record